Sesamum indicum (sesame) is the source of this 2857-nucleotide messenger RNA. RefSeq names its product putative protein kinase 1 (gene PPK1). The record is from RefSeq and is a predicted model, not a curated record. NCBI's taxonomy places the organism in Eukaryota, Viridiplantae, Streptophyta, Magnoliopsida, Lamiales, Pedaliaceae. Gene Ontology annotation, cellular component: nucleus; kinetochore. Gene Ontology annotation, biological process: chromosome segregation; peptidyl-serine phosphorylation; meiotic spindle assembly checkpoint signaling. Gene Ontology annotation, molecular function: protein serine/threonine/tyrosine kinase activity; protein serine/threonine kinase activity; ATP binding.
UUGAAACAGAGCAAGCGAAACGCAGAGCGCCAGUAAGCCAAUUCAAAAUCCUUCUCUCCUCUCUUUCUCACUCUCUCACACACACACACACAGCACAGUUCUUCAAUGGACGUCUUCUCCCUGUAAUCCUGGUUUGCAAUGUUUCUGCAAAUAUUUAUUGAAAAUCGGAAAUGCUUGAGUGCUUAAUCGAUGGAAGGGGAGCCUGACCUGCCGGCCCCAGCAGCGGAAGCGAAGUUCUUCAAGCCCAAUCCGAGCCAUCCGAUCAACAUCAACCCGGACUCCAUUUAUCUCAGCCGUUCGUUCAAUACCACCUCCACCUGCACCUCGACUGCGUCGUCCUCAUCGUCUUCCCCUCCGGACUUGGUCCGGCAGUUUCAAGCUGCCUUUAAGCGACAUCGUCCCAUUGGUAUGAUGCAGUUAAAUGGCAUUAAGCCAAGGAGAAUGUUGGUUCCUCAACAAGAAACUUCAAAAGAAUCAAAUAUGAAGCCUCAUUCAGCAAUUGAUGCCAAGAAAAGCAAAGAGGAUAUUCAGCAGGGUCACAGGUUGAUGGGCUCCAUUCGUGAGUCCAAGACCACGGUCUCUAUUACUGGAGACAAUCAGGAGGAUGCAUCAAUUACUCCACCUUCAGAAUGGGGUACAACUGUAAAUGCACAUGAGGAAAAUUUGCCGUGCAAUAAUCAGAGAGAUCAACCUGGACUUUCUAUCAGGUCUGGGGUCAAUGAUGCAGUUGCUUCAUCAGGUGUUAAGCCUGAGAAGGUUCUGGCAGAAGUACGAAGGAAGGUUCAUUUUUCCACCGAAAAGAUUGCCAAAUCUCACGGGGCCCAUGAUCGAAUGGCCACUCGAACAGAUGAUUUGUUAUCUCAUAUGGAUUCACUUGCAUUGACAGAAAUGGAAUGGGAUGUGGGCAAUCAAGUGGAUAUUUCAGCAGCUGCCAAUCGAGAUUGGCAGCAUCAUAAUUUUCAAAGGAUGGAAAUAGAUAGCAGGUCCGAGGGCGGAAUUUCUUCUUUGUUGACCAGAAGAGCAAUGGGUUUUCAGGAUCAGCUCCACCAGUUUGGAAACUUCUUGCAGAAUGAUCUGAGUAAUGCCAUGACUCAAUCACCAGUUGUUGGGUCUUCUUGUGUUACUUCAACACUUAUAAACUCGACCGCUGCUCCUAUGAUUAGUUCAACUACCUAUUGCUCGCGACCUCCAACAGAUGUUGCUCAUUUGGGCACAGAGCCUGCUGGAGAAGCUGAAGUGCAACUGGAUAUUGUGCAGCCAUCACAUGCAUUAUCCAAGCAAGGUGGUGGAGUGUUAUCUCAUCAGUUGGCUGCAACAUCAGAAGCUAUCAGCUCAAUUGCUGCAACACCGAUGGAAGUCAAUAGAUCUUCUGGCCCAUCUAAGGAGCUGCAGAGUAGUUUGCCACAGGAUCAUAAUACUGCUAAAGAUUCUUCUCAUGAAGGCAACAAUUUAGUCAAAGGAAAUGCUAAUGAUAUAAAAUCCCAACCUCCAUCAUCAAAGGUACCUCAAUCAGAUGUAAAGAUGGAAAAUUCCAAGUCGGAGAAACAAGAAAGAGGUGCUAGUGGUAAAGCAACAUCAACAUCUCGUAAAAAAGGUUAUGACCCUGAUUUGUUUUUCAAAGUUAAUGGAAAGCUCUACCAAAGACUUGGCAAGAUAGGUAGUGGUGGAAGUAGUGAGGUUCACAAAGUCAUAUCAUCAGAUUGCACGAUUUAUGCCUUGAAAAAGAUAAAACUUAGAGGCCGUGACUAUUCCACAGCAUAUGGAUUCUGCCAAGAAAUCGAAUACUUAAACAGGCUGAGAGGGAAGAACAACAUUAUUCAGCUUAUUGAUUAUGAGGUGACAGAUAAGACUUUACUUCAGGAAGUGAUGAAUGGUACCAUGAGUAUUAAGGAUGGCAGGGUCAAGGAUGAUGCAUGUAUAUACAUGGUACUUGAAUAUGGAGAAAUCGAUUUAGCCCACAUGCUGGCUCAGAAAUGGAAGGAACUGGAUCGUUCUAAUGCAACCAUAGAUGAGAGCUGGCUCCGAUUUUAUUGGCAGCAAAUACUUCUCGCAGUAAACACCAUUCAUGAGGAACGUAUUGUGCACUCUGAUCUGAAGCCAGCUAAUUUUCUUUUGGUGAGAGGUUCACUAAAACUAAUUGAUUUUGGAAUCGCCAAGGCUAUAAUGAGUGACACAACAAACAUUCAGCGGGACUCACAGGUUGGAACACUAAGUUACAUGUCUCCUGAAGCAUUCAUGUGCAAUGAGACCGAUGCUAAUGGGAACAUGAUAAAAUGUGGUCGUCCAUCUGAUAUCUGGUCUCUCGGUUGCAUACUUUACCAAAUGGUUUAUGGGCGAACUCCCUUUUCAGAGUAUAAAACUUUCUGGGCCAAAUUCAAAGUCAUAACAGAUCCUAACCAUGAGAUUAUAUAUGAAACCGUGUCCAACCCCUGGCUUUUGGAUCUUAUGAAGAAAUGCCUUGCUUGGGACCGGAAUGAAAGAUGGAGGAUUCCUCAACUUCUCCAACAUCCUUUUCUUGUUCCUCCAGUUCCACCUGAAUUGCCUACUGCAACUGAUCAAAUCUGUACAUUGUUUCAACUAAUUGCUGAAUCAAGUGCAGAAGAUCAGAAGGUGUUGAAUCAAGUGCAGAAGAUCAGAUCAGUGGUACAAUCUGAGUCAUCUAUCUCAAGAGAUCAAUUGCGCAAAUUUCUAUCAAGUUUCAACUGUUUGUUUUCAGCUCCAGGAACAAUUAGCGAGCUUAUGAAGAGACAAAAACAUUGAUUGUUAAACAGAAAAGAUUUGGAGGUGUUCAUUCACCGAAUCUCUAUCAUUGUAUUUUGUGAUUUUGUGUGGAAAUACAUUGACCUCUAUUAUAUUA